UAUCUCAUCUCUCGGUUCACUACUCGUGCAAGUGUAGCUACCAUGGCUGGUAGAACAGCGCGUGUGGAGCUCUGCGCUCUUGCCUUCUGUGCUCUCCUCAGCCUCCAGCUCGCCUUGGCCUCUAGAUCCCUUUAUGGAACUGGAGCCGGAGGUGGAGGUGGAGGCAGCGGCGGUGGGGGCGGUGGAGGUGGUGGUGACUCUGGAUAUGGUUCAGGUUACGGCUCCGGAUAUGGUGAGGGCGGCGGUAGGGGGAGUGCGGGAGGGUAUGGUAGAGGAGGAGGAGGUGGAGGCGGCGGUGGCGGAGGAGGAGGUGGAGGUGGAGGUGGUGGAGGUGGUGGCAGUGGCGGUGGUUCUGGAUAUGGUGAGGGUGCCGGUGGGGGGAGUGCGGGAGGGUCUGGUAGAGGGGGCGGUGGUGGCGGUGGCGGUGGAGAAGGGGGUGGUGAAGGAUCUGGUUAUGGCGCCGGACAUGGCUAUGGGUCCGGUUAUGGGGCGGGUGCCGGUGGUGGGAGUGCUGGAGGAGGAGGCGGUGGCGGCGGGGGAGAAGGCGGAGGUUCAGGCGCCGGCUCUGGGUAUGGACAUGGCUACGGCUCCGGGUAUGGUGAAGGUGCUGGUGGCGGGAGUGCCGGAGGAUAUGGCAGAGGUGGCGGAGGCGGCGGUGGUGGCGGCGGAGGGGAAGGUGGUGGUGAAGGCUCUGGAUACGGUUCUGGUCAUGGCUAUGGAUCCGGCUAUGGUUCUGGCGCUGGCGGCGCUCAAGGUAGAGGCUAUGGAAGUGGUGGAGGGGGUGGAGGUGGUGGUGGAAUGGGCUCCGGCAUCGGCUCUGGCUCUGGCUACGGUUCUGGUUAUGGUUCUGGGUACGGCGGCGGCGGCGGCGGAAAUGGCCACUACUAGAUUUAGUUCUAUAUACCAUUAAAUUACGUGCAAUAAGAGCUCUGUUGCUGUAUCAGUAAAACUUAUUAUGACGUGUGCUCAAUACAAAAUACGUGGGAGCUUACUUGCUAAUGCAUAUAAUACCUUCAUGUUGGUAUA
Musa acuminata AAA Group (dessert banana) is the source of this 1026-nucleotide messenger RNA. RefSeq names its product putative glycine-rich cell wall structural protein 1. The transcript has 2 exons. Lineage: Eukaryota; Viridiplantae; Streptophyta; Magnoliopsida; Zingiberales; Musaceae. The record is from RefSeq and is a predicted model, not a curated record. Bases 43 to 888 code for a protein of 281 amino acids.